UUGUAAUCUUGAUAGCACUACUAUAUUUCCUUGUUAUUCCUUAAAUAGGCGUGUUUGGUCAGGCAGGUUCGUUGAUCCCAUUAUUUGAGAAUCAAGGUUGAACUCAACUUAAGUCGUUGGUGACGAUCAAGACGGAUUUGGGGUAGCUGGAGACAAUAAGAAAGACGUGAGACUUGGGCACCAAAUGGUUGGUUCAUUAGGGACGUCCCGUCGUUCAGUCUCGUUCCUAAAUUAAUAGCUCGAACUUGCAUAACUUUGCAAGCUUGUGUAGGUGCAAGAUUUGAAGAGCUUGUAGAUUCUAGAGUGAAGAUUUUUGGAGGAGAAUUGUAAGAGGUCGGAUCAACGGGAGUCUUCCAGUUAUAUGCGGGUUACCGGAAAGGGCACAAAGGUUUUACUCAUUCCCGGAGGAAGAUCGUGACUGGCGGGUGAUCUUGUCGGAGGACAAUCUUAGAGGUUCUUCUUUGUGGUGUGAGAUUCCUGUUCGUACCGAAGACCAAGCGAUGGCAGACCUUCCAUUCUACCAACCAAAAGGCAGUCGGGCUGCGUACGAGCGCAUCCAACAGAAGAAAAAGAAAGUCAUGGUUAGCUCAAGUGAGGAACCUACGACUGAUCUCUUGGAUGCGGUGACUCUACCUUCGCCUGUCGGGAGGGGCAAGCGAUCCGCAUCAUCCGUCGUCUCUGAUCAGUCUGGUGGCUCAAUCAUUAUGAAGUUUCCUGUGGAUGCUGCUGCUUAUACGCCUUGUGCUCCGCUGCUUGAGGAUCGUGCUCGGUUGGAUGCUGCUGGCUAUGACUCGGCUAUGGAGGCUAUCGUUUCCCAUUCAUUUUUGGGUACACGGGGUAUCCUUUACUUGGGGGACAAGGUGAAGGACCUUGAGAAACAACUGACGAAACUUCGUGCCGAGCAGGUCGACUGUAGGAAGGAGAAUCGUGAUUUGAAGAAAUGUAAGGUCGAAUUGGACAAUGUGAUUAAGGGCUUGCAGGAACAAGUGGCGUCCCACGAGCAAGAUGCCGGGAAGCUUCAUGAAGCACUUGAGAAUUUGGAGGCUGUCAGUGCUCGAGUGAGGGUUCUUGAGUUUGAGAUCGUACAAUUGAAGAAUAUGGUGGAGGAUGUUGGGUUAGAGACAGAGGUCUUGAUUCGUGGUGAGAUUUAUCAAGAGUUUCGUGAUGGUAAGUCGGGUGAGUGGGAUGUAGAUAGAUGCAUCCUUGAAAUGGAGAAACUGUUGCAACAAAGGGCUGAAAAGGCUGCUGCUAUCCGGGCUCGGGCGCUUGCCGAAGCUAAUGAGUUAACCGCUACUCUUGAUCGAUUGGAUGCCGAGGAUGCUGCUGGCAUGUUCCAUGGUUCCACUGAUCCCUGAUUGGUGUUUAUCUUUAUCGUUAUGUAGACUUGCUUAAACUUGAUAUGUUUGGUUGUAUUUGGUUUUUAAGAUUAUCUGUACGGAUUUCUAUAUUUAUUUGUCCCCCAGUUUGGGUCUUGGUCGACUUGGAGACUAGACUCAAACUUAGUGUUGUCGUUGUAUUUCAGAAUUUUUCGGCAUAGCCGACCAGUUGGAGGGUUUGAACCUUUGAAUGUUAUGAAGUUGGGAUAUUUGAUCU
This is a messenger RNA of Salvia miltiorrhiza (redroot sage), 1593 nucleotides long. RefSeq lists its product as uncharacterized. Lineage: Eukaryota; Viridiplantae; Streptophyta; Magnoliopsida; Lamiales; Lamiaceae. The transcript has 5 exons. Bases 501 to 1355 code for a protein of 284 amino acids. The record is from RefSeq and is a predicted model, not a curated record.